UACAUUUCUGAGGGUCACACUGCUGCAAGUAUUGUUGCAAUAAAAAGGCGUCAAGUCUCGAAUUUUGCUGCCCCCUGCCUGGUCAUGGAGGUGGACCAAUUGUCCCUGGCCGAUGUGGUCUUUGUCAUCGAGGGCACCGCCAUCAACGGUGCGUACAUCAACGAGCUGAAGACGAACUACAUUCUGCCCACGCUGGAGCACUUCACCACGGGCUCCAUUGACGAGCGGGAGUAUCUGAUAGCGGAGCGAUUUGCCACCCUUUACGGCAUUGUCAUAUACCGCACGGCCUCCAAUCUGCUGGAGCCGGUGUGCGCCACCUACGGACCCUUCCUGCAGCCCCAGAAGGUGAUGGAGACGAUCGAGCGUCUGCCGUUGGUUGGGGGCGGCAUGGAGUCGUGUGCCCACAUGGCCGAGGGCUUUGCCGCCGCCCAUGGCUGCUUUGAGGACAUCAGCGAGCGCCGCCAGAUGCUCGACCAGACCAAUGUCCAGCGUCAUUGCAUACUCAUCUGCAACAGUCCGCCGUAUCAGAUGCCGGUGACAGAGUCGUGGAAAUAUCUGGGCAAGUCGUGCGAGCAGCUGGCAGGGCUGUUCAACGAGCGGAAGAUCAAUUUGUCGAUCAUUGCACCGCGCAAAAUGCCGAUACUCUUCAAGUUGUUCAUGAAGGCGGACGGCGAUCAGCCGAUUACCAGCAAGAACUACGCCAAAAACAUUCGUCAUUUGGUUCUGCUGAAGGGAUACAGCCUGAAGGAGCGUGCCGCCAGUCCCAAUAGCAUGGCUGCUCAAAUGGCAGCCCCGAACACAGCUCAGGCUGCGGUCCAACAGCAGCAACAGCAGCAGCAGCAACAACAACAGCAGCAGCAGAAUCCAGGCGGACAACAGCAGGCGGGUCCGGGUAUGCCAAUGGACACCACACCAGCACAACAGCAGCAGCAGCAACAACAGGGAGGUCCGCCCCAGCAGCAGCAGGUGAUGAACAUGAAUCCAAUGCAACAGCAGCAACCGGGUCCCAAUCCUCAGGCGGGUCUACUGAAUCCUCAACAGCAGCAACAACUGUUGGCACAGCAGCAGCAGAAUCAAUUUGUGCCCCAAAACCAGAUGCAGAAUCCCAAUUUUCAGCAAAAUGUGGUGCCUGGACAGAAUCGUUGGAUAUAUCCGAAUCAACAGGGACAGGCUCGUCCGCCAUUCAUGCAGCAGGGUGCUGGAGGUGGUGGCGGUAACAUGCAACAGCAGUUACAGCAGCAGCAGCAGCAGCAGCAACAACAGCAGCAGCAGCAGAAUGCCAAUUCUGCGCUUAUUUCCAGGAUCAAUGCCCCGCCAAAUCAGACGGUGAACUCUCUGCAGCAACAGCAGCAGCAACAAAGAUUGCAGAUGCUUAAUCAGCAGCAAUUUAAUCAGCAGCUGCAACAGCAAUUGGCACAACAGCAGCAGCAGCAAGGGCAGCAACAGCAAGGGAAUCCCAAUGCCAGCAACAUGAUGCCGGCAGUAUCCAAUGCGGGAAAUAUGCCCAAUCCACAGCAGCAGCAGCAAGUGGCGCAACAGGCCCAACAGAAUCCCCAACAGCAGGCACAAGUUCAGGUCCAACAGCAGCAGCAACAACAACAACAACAAUCGAAUCCCCAACAGCAGCAGGAGCAGGCCUCCUUGAGAGAGAAAAUCUGGACAGGUCUAUUGGAAUGGUCGGAGAAGCCGAAAAAUGAUCAACAGAAGAUACCCCACACGCUUCAGUGCACUGUCUGUACCAACAUCAAGGAUGGGGAGCCAGAGAUCAAGGCGGAGAAUUGGCCACCGAAGCUACUGAUGCAACUGAUGCCCAAACAUUUGGUAGGCAACAUUGGGGGGCAGUUUCUAAAGGACUCCAAGAUGGUUGUCUUUCGGCCGACGCCCGGCGAGGCGCUCGAUUCCUUGGCCAAGAUGAUGACCUCCGGCUAUGCCGGCUGCGUGCACUUCUCCUCAAUGCCAAAUGCCCCCGCCUGCGAGCUCAAGGUUCUCAUACUCCUCUAUACACCGGAUCGGAAUGCCUUCUUGGGUUUCAUACCCAACAACCAGGCCAUGUUUGUGGAGCGACUGCGGAAGGUCAUACAACAGAAGCAGCAUGGCAACAUGCAGCAGCAACAGCAGCAGCAGAUGCUCCAGCAGCAGGGGAAAUCCCCCAUGGAGCUGCAACAGCAGCAGCAGCAGCAACAACAACAACAGCAGAUGCAGCAGCAGGACAACUCCCAACAGCAGCAGCAGCACUACAAUCAAUAUCAACUGAAUAUGCAAAUGCAGGGCGGUGGUGGACCCGGUCCAGGUGGCGGUGGCGGACCCGGUCCUGGCGGCGUCGGCAUGCCCAUGCAACAGAAUCAAAUGCAAAUGAACAUGAUGCAGCAACGAAUGCCCCUGGGUGUUGGCGUGGGUGUGGGUGUGCCCGGCGGCGUGCCUAAUCCGAAUCUGCAGCAACAAUUGCAACAGCAGGUGGCACCCAAUGUGGCGGCGAUGCAACAGCAGGCGGCGCAGCAGCAGCGCAUGGUUCGGCCCAUGAUGAGCAACAAUAAUCCCGGAUUGCGGCAGCUACUCCAACACCAGACGACGCCUGGCAACCAAUUCCGUCCCCAGAUGGGCGGUGGCGUCCAGAAUCCCAAUCAAAUGGGCGGCGCCGGCGGUCCCAUGGUCGGCAAUCGCAAUUUCGACGAUAGCAACUACGAAUUCAUGUAGAGAAACUCACUCUACCUUAUUUUAUUGUGUCGUGUCCAAAAACAUUCUCUUGCUCUUUAUCUUAAGCAUAUUGUCACAUUCGUAAAAUCGUACUUGAGAUUUUAAUUUAUUUUUUUUUAUUUUCGAUACACACUACGUUUCAGACAGAACAGAACCCUUAAUAUAUGUAG
Messenger RNA from Drosophila obscura, 2864 nucleotides. RefSeq names its product mediator of RNA polymerase II transcription subunit 25. Gene Ontology annotation, cellular component: mediator complex; transcription regulator complex. The record is from RefSeq and is a predicted model, not a curated record. The coding region runs from base 85 to 2694 and encodes 869 amino acids. The transcript has a single exon. Gene Ontology annotation, biological process: positive regulation of transcription by RNA polymerase II. Lineage: Eukaryota; Metazoa; Arthropoda; Insecta; Diptera; Drosophilidae.